AUGGGAUUUGCAACAUCUGGCAUGGUGACUUCAUCUUCUACAGGCACAGUGCCCCCAAAUUCUGUUUCUCCUUCCAUAAUGACGCAAGUUGAUACUAAUGUCUCGUUAGGCCAUCGAAUACCCUCUGGAACUUCUCCUGCUGGGAUUAGUAAUAGAGCACCUCCAAAAAAGCCUUCUAUUGGCCAAAAGAAGCCUCUUGAAGUACCUGGUUCCUCACCACCGCCAUCAAGUAAGAAGCAAAAAUUAUCCGGGAACUUUUUGGAUCAAAGCAUUGAACAACUGAAUGAUGUCACUGCUGUUAGUGGAGUUAAUCUUAGGGAAGAGGAAGAGCAGCUGUUUUCUGGACCCAAGGAGGAUAGUCGAGCUUCAGAAGCAUCUCGAAAGUUUGUGCAAGAAGAAGAAGAAAGGCUGAUUUUGCAGAAGGCUCCCUUGCAGAAAAAAUUGGCGGAAAUUAUGGUCAAAUGUGGUUUGAAAAGUAUAAGCAAUGACGUGGAGCGCUGUUUGUCACUGUGUGUGGAGGAAAGAAUGAGGGGACUAAUAAAUAAUUUGAUCAGACUGUCAAAGCAGCGGGUUGAUGCUGAGAAACCAAGACACCACACUAUUACUACCUCUGAUGUUCGGCAACAAGUUAUGAAUCUCAACCAGAAUGCUAGGGAAGAAUUUGAAAAAAAGCAGGCUGAGGCAGAAAAGCUUCGAAGGCUUAAUGAACCUGAGGUUAACAAUGGAGUUGAUGGUGAUAAAGACAAAGAUGAUGGUCGCUCCAAAUCAUUUAAGCCAAACAAAGAGGAAGAUGACAAAAUGAGGACGACAGCAGCAAAUGUUGCUGCCCGAGCUGCUGUUGGAGGGGAUGACAUGUUGUCAAAAUGGCAACUUAUGGCUGAGCAAGCCCGGCAAAAGCGUGAAGGUGGGAUUGAUGUGGCAUCUGGGUCCCAACCAGGUAAAGAUGUAAACCGCAAGCCUACAUCAACAGCUGGAAGAAUUAUGAAGGACAAUCAAGAUGCAGAGAAAAGGGGAGGUGGAACUCCAGUUGCUGCAUCUGGGACUAUUAGAAAAUGUGGAAGGAACCAAGUUAUCACACCUCAUACAAGGGUGGCUCGUAGUAUAUCUGUCAAGGAUGUGAUUGCUGUCCUGGAGAGGGAACCUCAGAUGUCGAGGUCUACUAUGAUAUAUCGCUUGUUUGAAAGAAUCCAAUCAGACACCACUUGUGAAUAA
Prunus armeniaca (apricot) is the source of this 1212-nucleotide messenger RNA. The record is from the annotation of a GenBank genome assembly. NCBI's taxonomy places the organism in Eukaryota, Viridiplantae, Streptophyta, Magnoliopsida, Rosales, Rosaceae.